AUGCUCUUCCCUCUUGUCCUUGCCCUCGCGGCGCUCCUAUCACCAGCCAGCGCAGCAACAUGGUACUUCCUGCGCUACAACCUCCCCUCCAGCCAAGCCUUCCUAUCCUUCUCUGGCACCAUGCAAAUCCCUAGGCUACCCAAAGCCGGCACCUACUACCUCUGGCCCGGCCUCCAGCCCACCGACAACUCGGGCGUGUAUCAAAACGUGCUUGACGGGCGCAGCGGCACGUGGUGGAUUGGCAGCGGGUGGUGCUGCCAGAACCCGAGUCUGCCCUGGGGAAGCGGGUUCAAUACGAAUCAGGGGGACAGCGUGGCGUUUAGCAAUGUGAAGGACGGGAGUAAUUGGCGCAGUACGCUGACGAAGGGGAGUCAGACGGUGACGGACACGUUUGCGCUCGGCAGCAAGACGUUCAACCAGGCGCUCUUUGCGAUUGAGCUGACGGGCGUUUCGUGGGAUUUUGGGCCACUGGUGUUUAAUAAUGUGGUCAUUACUUCGUCCGGCACGGAUACGAGGUGGUGCACCAACGCGCCGGAGAAUUAUAACAGCGCCUCGAAUUAUGCGUUGAGUGGGGUGCAGGCGAGUGUGAGUGGGAAUGUAGUGACGUGCAGGAUUAGUAGCGUAACGUUGCAGAGUCCGAAGUGA
This is a messenger RNA of Trematosphaeria pertusa, 645 nucleotides long. RefSeq lists its product as uncharacterized. NCBI's taxonomy places the organism in Eukaryota, Fungi, Ascomycota, Dothideomycetes, Pleosporales, Trematosphaeriaceae. The transcript has 2 exons. Bases 1 to 645 code for a protein of 214 amino acids. The record is from RefSeq and is a predicted model, not a curated record.